Eufriesea mexicana is the source of this 5236-nucleotide messenger RNA. RefSeq names its product cytokine receptor domeless (gene dome). The transcript has 10 exons. The record is from RefSeq and is a predicted model, not a curated record. NCBI's taxonomy places the organism in Eukaryota, Metazoa, Arthropoda, Insecta, Hymenoptera, Apidae. Gene Ontology annotation, molecular function: protein binding. The coding region runs from base 1 to 4593 and encodes 1530 amino acids.
AUGACUUCAAACUCAGCAGAUUCCAAAAAAUUUCAAGAGAUGUUUCAGUUUUUACAAUUAGGUUUUAAAAAUGCAUCAAAGCAUGAUGAUGUUGUUAGAUGUUUAAAUACAGAUAGAAUGACAGAGACUCUGUGCUGUGAUUCAGAGAAAUGUGAAAAUAAUAGUACAUGUGUACCAAGAAAUACCAGUCUCCUUCAGAAGGUAGACAUCGUUAACAGGAUAGAAGAUGAUCCAUGUGACACAAUUGAAUUUUCAACAACUGUUAAUUAUUCAUCUGGCAUAAGUUCAGUUAAUCAUCGUAUUUUAAGGAAAGAUGUUAAUUUUAGUUGUAAUUGUGAUAUAAUGCAUUGUCAACAAAACAAACAAAUUUCACAAAGUUAUUUGUGUUCUAUACAUAAUUUAUGGAAAAUUAGAACAGAUAAGAGGUUGCCGUUAUUAAUUACAAAAAAAGUUGGUACACAGUGGAGAAAUUGUUUCUGGAGAAUAUUUUUAAUUCCUUUUGUUAUUUUGUUAUUAUGCACAACAAUAUGCAGUGCAGAUUCCAAUCAAUGUGCAGUUGGCUUGAAAACACCUGGGAGAACUUGGCCACAAGGUGAUAUUGUUCUUAAAUAUGGUGAACCUUUGAGAAUACUUUGUAUACUAAAUCAAACAUUUGUGGAUGCUGAAUUUCCUGGCAAAAAUAUCUCAGAUCUGGUAUUUCUUCGUAACCAAAAAGAAAUGGAACCACAAUUUAUCACAAUUAUUAAUGAAACUACAAUAUCAUUGGAUGUAGAAAUGCCUCCACCAGCAGAUGAUAUGUAUUACUGUAAAUUGAAAUUACAGAAUAAGCAAUUGAUAUCAGUUUGUUUAAAUAAAGUUGUGGUUGGGUUUACACCUCAAGAGCCUCAUAACUUCAGUUGUGUAUCUCAUAAUUGGGAAAAUAUAACAUGCUCAUGGGAACCUGCUCAGAAUUAUGUUACAACGACAUUUAAACUUGUAUUUAAAUUGCCAGGGAGGGCAGGAGGUAGAAAAUUAUAUCCAUGUCCACAGAAAAAUGAAAAAUUAACUACAUGUUUAUGGGAUACAUCUACUAGCCCAAUUUAUCGACAGCCUUAUGAAUAUUAUACAUUUAUAUUAAAUGUACAUAACGUUCUAGGAAAUGCUAGUUUUACAUAUAAAUUUCAUCAUUUUGCUCAUGUUAUUCCUGCAAAACCAGCUAAUUUAUCAGUUAUUAAUAAAACGUCUGAUAGUGCAUUAUUACAUUGGAGUGUGCCUUUUCCAAUGCAAAAUUUUCCACCUGGAUUACAUCAUAGAAUUACCUAUCAAAAUCAAUGGGAUCAUCAGAAAACAUGGCAGGUAAUCAAUAUUGUAAAUGAUAUUCACAUGUAUAAAAGAUACUAUAAUCUUACUGGAUUAGAGUAUGCCAACACUGUAUAUGAUGUACGUGUUUUUAUGAAAAGUUCUGUUGCAACUGGAGAAGAUAGAUGGAGUCAAUUUAGUGAUGUUACUUUUAGAACACCACCGAGAUUACCUGGCCGUCCUCCAAAAACCGAUAUUGGAAGCUUUGAAAUAGCGGAGAACAGUGCUGGUAGAGACGUAUAUUUGUACUGGCAACCUAUACCACAAUACUUAGAAAAUGGUGAUAAUUUCAAGUACGAAGUUGAUCAUGUAGAAGAAAAUGGUCGAAAAUUGUCACUUGUUCCGAACGAAACUACGAGAACAUAUGCUAAAUUUAAAGGAAUUAGUUUCAACAAUUAUAGAUUCGAAAUUGUUUCGACAAACAUUGUUGGCACAAAUAAAGAACGUGCUAAAAUUUUUGUACCUAGUCAAUACGAAAUACCACAUGAACCUAUAGCAUUUACGAAAAUUGCGUUUGAUGGAGGAUUGUAUGAAUUAUCUUGGAAACCACCCAUUAUGAAUACCAAAAUCACAAAUUAUACAAUUUUUUGGUGCGAUAAUGAACGCGAUCGUCCUUAUCAGUGUACUGGUUAUCUAGACUGGGUACAUGUAUCGAAAAAUACAACAAUUUAUAAUAUGACUGUACCAGAUUCUGACAAAGUAUAUCAGUUUGCGAUUUCUGCAAACACGAACAAAGGUAGUAGUGGCAUGGUAUGGGCAUCAUGUACUGUAAUACAUAACAAAGUUGUUGGAAAAAUGAAGUCUGUUUGGAUAAAUCGAAUUGGUUCUGAUUUUAUUGAAGUUGGUUGGAAAUUAGAUUGUUCAGAUCGCAUUGGAAUAGUAGAAGGAUUUAAUAUUUAUUACUGUCCUAUUGUCUCACCAUAUAAUCUGAAUUGUAAGGGACCGAAACUUAAUACAACGAUAAAAGCCGAUCCUCAUAUUAUUCAUGGCAUCGUAAAUAACUUGAAACCAUAUACAACAUAUAUGCUAGCCGUCGCUGUUUUAACAAAAAGUGGAGAAGGAUUACACAGUGAUCCUUUAUACAAUACAACUCUUGAAGCUGCACCAACAACUCCACCGCAAGACAUAAAAAUUAUUAAUGUAACAAAUACGACAAUGUACAUCACUUGGAAACCACCAGAUGCAAUGAAUGGUGUAUUGCGUUAUUAUGAAGUUUAUUAUAAUAGACAUGCACAAAAAGUUGAAGAAGCAAAUCACGUUGAAUUAAAAUACUUGUUGCCGUAUACAAAUUAUAACAUUAGUGUAGCAGCAUGUACUGUAUCUUGCAGUGUAAAAUCACCUAUCAUUCAGAGAACUACGAAAGUCGGAAUACCGGGAGAAAUUAAUUUACCUGUCGUACGCUUUAUGAAUUCUAGCCAAGUGUUUGUUAUCUGGAAUAAACCCCAAUAUCCUGCUGGUCAUUUAAAUUAUUAUGAAAUAUUUUCAAGCGAUGGUGAAAUACAAAAUAGUACUAGAACAGAGGCUCAAUUACCUAUUCCUGACUGUAAAACUAUAGGACGAGAAAGAUUAUAUCAAUUUCGUGUAAGGGCUGUUAAUAUUGCAUCAAAUAAUGAACACUUAAGAGGUCCUUGGUCUGAAGCUGGUGAGGGAAAUUGUUAUAGUGAUGGACCAUCAUUCAGUGUAUGGGUUAUAAUAUGGGUGAUAGGAGGUGUUAGUAUUGUGGCAAUUCUUCUUUGUCUUGCACAUAUAUCAAAGAGAAUGUGGUUAAAGUGCAAAGCUAUGCAAGAUGUUGGAGUUAAAUUACCACCAGGAUUAGCACCAAAUAUGAAGCUUCUUCAAAAAGUAGGCGAGCAACAUAUAAGACAAUCUUCUGCUGAUUCUAGUGGUUGCUCAAGUGGGCAAGAAUCUGUUACUUCUUCACUAACAUCAGACUCACAGGUUUCAAGUGAUAGUGGUACAGAGAUAGAUCCGAUGCCGGUAUCACCAAAUAAGUUGCUUGAAACACUACCAGCUUGGGAAUCUUCAAGUCUUCGUCAAAGAAAUGUUGGAAUUACUAGGCCAGGAUUUACAACAGAAACAGCACGCUGGGAACCAUACGUAAAAGUUGCAAAAUCCGGUGAGCCCAUCAUCGGAGACACAUUAUCUUUAGCACGAUCUACACCUAAUUUAACUGACAGUACAGGCUAUACUACUUCGCAACAUACUUGGUCUUCAACUGGUUAUGUUAGUAUGCCAUCUUCAGAAGAAUUAUCCAGUAACCCAAGUCCUGUUCCAAAGGAAACUUCAACUGCAGGUGGAUAUAGUACUAUAGGAACAAUUCCUAAGUCUGUAAAAUCGAAAUCUGAGGAUGAUAGUGAUUUAACAGAAUCUACUGCGAACACGCUAAUACCUAUAAAAUCAGAAGCCAAGCCUACAAACCCAUAUAUAACUUUAGCAUCCUUGGAACAGAAACAAAAGGAUAAGAAAACUAUUGAUACUUUACGUGAUUUAGAUGAGUUAACAUUUGCUGAAUCGAACAAACCAAAACUAGAAUCUUUGACUCCAUUUUCAACUUCUGAUAAAGCCUCUAAACCAUAUGUGCAAACAGGUUUAAUUGAUUCACUGAAGAAGCCGUUCACUUUAAGUAGUAUCGAUGGUACAAAGAGCACGACAAUGUCUACUCCAUUUGCAGUUACAUCUUUAACUGAUUCGUGCAAUAAACCGUUCGUUUCUUCUUUUGCAAGCCCAACCACUUUAACAUCGACAUUGGAUUCCUCGUCGAAACCCUAUGUUUCUGUGUCUUCAAUUCCUGAAGUGUCUAAAAAGUCAAAUCUUCAAACAGGUACCUUAGAGUCUUCACAGAAGACUACCGUGCCUCAAACUUCUACAAUUGAUGGUUCACAGCCAUACGUCCUCGCGAGUUCUGUAUUCCAAAUGCUGCAACAACAACAAAGAGGAAAAUCGGAAACUCCUAUUUCAGAAGUGAUAGAUGACGAAACAGAACAGGAUGUUACAACAGUGUAUCCUCUAUGUUGGCAGACCAGUGGUAUAAAACCAAACUCGAAGUUGGACGUGGACAAAUCAAUUAUCACGACUAAACAGAGUACCGGAUAUGUUACCAUAGCAGAAAACCCAAAGCUAGAUCAACAUAGAACGUCGACAUUGUCAUCGCCGUAUGUACAGCAUGAGAGGUUUGAAAAGCCACUGCCACAAACUACUACUGGACAGUCAGAUGAACAAUAUAGUAAAGUGACUGUUGUGCCAAGUACUAUUUAAUGAAAAAGAAAAGGUGCAAACGUAUCAAUUGUGGCAGUGUAGCUUGUGUAUUUUGUCACUGUAUAAACUUCCUCUAAUGUAGGAACGUUAUUUCAAAUGAACUAUGAUGGUGCAAUACGAUUUCACGUUUGUAGGUGCUUUCAAAAUAUAGUCGAUGACAAUUAAAUCCUACAUUUGUUUUAACAAAUAUGGUAUUUAGGUCGAGGGCCUGAAAAAUACUAAAUUAGAACAUGAAACAUGUAUCUCAGAGAUGAAAUAAGGCAUACGAACAUCGCGAUACUCCGUCGACACGUGUUUACGUUGAUAUGUUUAAAAUUUUAGUGUUUUCUAGGAUCCUAUACCAAACAGCAUAAUUCGAUGCUGGGUCAACGACUGAAAUAAAAAAAAAAAAAAAAAAAAAAAAAAAAAAAAAGGAAAAAAAGGUAGAAAAGCGAAAAUUAAAAAACGAAGAAUGUCGUAUACAAUGAUAUAUUCGACACGAGGGCACAUCGACACCUCAUUUGUGAAAGUAUGUACAAAAUGAAUUACUUUUGUAUCAUAUACAUUAUCGUGCAAUGUGAUGUAAAAAUCACUAGCAACGCCAUAGCGUAAGGAUUAUAGAUUCUAAGUAAAUUAUGUGGCAUAUACCCAUCGACAAACAACU